Molecule: messenger RNA, 6035 nt
Organism: Epinephelus fuscoguttatus (brown-marbled grouper)
Lineage: Eukaryota; Metazoa; Chordata; Actinopteri; Perciformes; Serranidae
Gene: tle5
Product: TLE family member 5, transcriptional modulator
Exons: 7
Coding region: 855-1445 (196 amino acids)
Biological process (GO): regulation of DNA-templated transcription; negative regulation of canonical Wnt signaling pathway
Cellular component (GO): nucleus; transcription regulator complex
Molecular function (GO): protein binding; transcription corepressor activity
Source: RefSeq, a predicted model, not a curated record
CAGCGUCGCGCCUACCCACCUCCACCACCACCAGCUCCAGGAAUGGACUGACUUUCUAGCUUCACCACUGCUGACAAAUCCACUCUGUUCCUCCACCACUCCUCGGAUAAACGUUCAGAGUUUAACUCCAGCUUGGGGUUUUUAAUUUGAAGUUGCCGUUUAAGCGACAACGCAGAUUUUCCUCUCACGCGACUUAUUUGUAGCCGUUGGACGAAGCGGGAUUCAACUUAAACGAACCCGCAGACAUUUUGUUAUUUCUGAGAAUUAGACCGUUUUUUUUCGUCCUCCUCCUCUUCUUACUUUUUUCAUCAGUGUAGUCGCAGCUGGCUGAGGCGAGCCAACUGUUAAAGGACCACCACACGGCGAAGAGGGGGAAACCAUUACCCUCCCUUGCUCGCUAGCUUAAACCCAAACACCGCUGUGUGCUCAACGGUUUUAAUUUACAUGCGUUGAGCUCGCUUCGCUGCCGCUCGUGCGUUAACGCGGAAGGCUUCGCAACAGCGAUGGAUCAUUUUGACUGACAGCUUUUGAAGAAUUAGCUAGCUUAGCCACUGAUGGUGGUUUCCUGUUCACAGACACAGUAAAUACGGGGUCGGGACAGGUACAGCUUGAAUGGUCUUGCAUCACCCAGACGAGACGCCGACUCUUUUACCUCGCUGAGUGCAUCACUUGUAUUCGGCUUAAUUUUUUAGGGGGGUCGCUAGCUACCGUUAGCUAGUCAUCCUGCUAACGCUGGACAGCUCCUGUGUAAGGCAGGGCUAGCUUUGGACAAAGGACCAACGCAAGGAAAAAUAUAAACACAGGGCACUCAGUUGGUCGUGUUUGGGAAGGAAAGCAACAAACAAGGAAUUGACAUGAUGUUUCCACAAUCAAGACACUCAGCUUCAUCGCAGCAGCUGAAAUUCACAACCUCUGACUCCUGUGACAGGAUCAAGGAUGAGUUCCAGUUCCUUCAAGCACAAUACCACAGUUUGAAGCUCGAGUGUGACAAGUUGGCCAGUGAGAAGUCAGAGAUGCAGCGCCAUUAUAUCAUGUACUAUGAGAUGUCCUACGGACUUAAUAUUGAGAUGCACAAACAGGCUGAGAUAGUGAAGAGAUUGAACGGGAUCUGCGCACAAGUCCUCCCCUACCUGUCUCAGGAGCACCAGCAGCAGGUCCUGGCAGCCAUAGAGAGGGCCAAGCAGGUCACCCCCCCAGAGAUGAACUCCAUCAUAAGGCAGCAGCUCCAGGCUCACCAGCUGUCUCAGCUCCAGGGCCUGGCCCUGCCCAUGACCCCCUUGCCGCUGGGCCUGAGCCAGCCGACCCUCCCGGCCGUCACCACCUCCUCCGGUCUCUUCUCCCUCUCCUCCCUGCUGGCCUCCCAAGCCCAGCUGGCCAAGGAGGAGAAAGCAUCACGCGACGGAGUCGACAGCCACCGCGAGGAGGACGGAGACAAGUCCGAUUAGAUGGUGUCCCCAUUCAGCUCUGUUUUUGUCCAGAGACCUGAAUCCCCCAGAUCUGAGCUCCCUUGGCCUACAGCCUCUCCCCUGGUCUCCCUCUCUCUGACCUUAGCUAACAUGGGCUUUAAUCCUAUCACACGGCUCCAGCUUCAGACCCCUAACCAACUCUCAUUACUGGGAGGGCUUUGGCACCUGCCCCUUAUAUCAGAUGAGUCCUGAUCGCUUCAUAUUUACAUCCAUAGGUUGUUUCUUUAUCCUCCCUCAUCUGUAUCAACAUCAGAGUGGCUCCUGUGUCUUUUUCUUCUAAUGUCCCUUUUUUGUAUCUGAUUAAGCUUCUGUUUUAUGUUUAUUUUCUUUUUUAUCAGGACUCCUCUCUAUUUCUGUUCCUUCCUGUCUUCCUGUCGCUCCAUCUCUCAGUUCUUAUUCCUGUUUAGUUUCUGUUUUUUUUUUUCUCUUCCUCCCACUCUCACCCACCUCUUGCCUCUGUUCUAAGCGGGUCCUUGUUAUGCAGGACUGAUCUGUGAGACUGAACGCACCGUACCGUAGGUGUUAAAACAGGCUAAACGUUAAACACAGGGAUUCUUUGGCAGGCUGUAACACUUGUCAGACACAACAUAGGAUUCCUACAAACUUCCAAUUUUCCUAAGAAGGAGGUCUGACAGAGAUCAGUUGAUAUUUUUGGCAGUACAGAUUGCAUGCAUUCAUUCCAAGCCACAACUUGGCUUUGAGUUUAAACGGUGGAUUGUAAUGGAUCAGAGAAGCGUUUAAACAGUGUCCUCGUGCCCCGGCUAAAGAGAGAAACAUCCCACACACACACACACACACAAGUCCGAACCAAAACCUGCUGCUUUCAGAGCAGGAUCGUUGUAUCAAGAAUACGUCUCCAGAUUUUGUGUAUAAUCCUAAAUUUAUAUUGAGAAAGGGAAAGCACCUUCAUGCUGAGGAGCAGAUAACAAACCCACAUUAGUAAGUAAUCCCCCUCGACUUAAGAUCCUCACCUGACCCCGUGAGGUACGUUCGAUAAAUCCACCCAGCACCUUAACCGAAGGCAACAUUUUCCCCAGUAGUUAAGUGAACAGAGAUGCCGCACUUCCCCACCACCUUUUGCAUCUUUAAUGUACACUAAUAUUAGAGUGGGCACCGAAGGGAGACAGUGUGCAUGUUGUGUGUUUGACAGCAGAGGGCAGUGUGUGUCUUCCUCCUCACUAGGUCCAGAGCAAAACAAGGGCAGGACAAAGACAGAGUACAGGCUGUGUCACGAGGGGAAUGGCUUAUUUAUCCACUCUGUGUGUACUAACUUAAUAUACAGAGACUUGACUGGUGACAUUAAUCUCUGCAUGCGGUCAGUCCCGGUCUCUGUCGUGAUCCAGUUCUUGAGAAAAACUCUGUUUUGUGGAACACAAACACAACUGGAUGUGUGCUUUUGACCCCUUCUGUAAAAUCUGAUUUAAAUACUGUACAUUUUGAUUCACUGUACAUAUACAGGUCUGUCACACAUCAGACUAACACUAUAUUCUGACACCUACGUACAAAACCAAGUGAGAAAUUUCCACAACCCAACACAAUUAUAUCAGUGCAGAUCACACAGCUGAAACACUGGUGUCCUCCACAUCUGCUCUGAUGAGUAAAAACUCCCCCACAGCCUCACGGGCCCUGUUUUCAAUUAGCUUGUCUGAUUAGGCCUCUCGUCAGGUGGAAGUUGGCUGACACUAUGCUGGGAAAAAUGUGAAGUAACCAAACUCUGGUUGUGCUCAGAAUCUCAGUAGCAGAUCUUUACAGCGCCCUUAAAAGUUCCCACAAAUCCAAACUCCACAGGGAAACUUUAAGGCACUUGUGUGAUUGAAUUGCCCAGCUUGAAUUGACAGUUUUAUACUUCCCAUUACAUUUAGAUUUAAUUACGUAAAGAUACAACUUUGAUAAUCGUUUUAUUUUCUGUUCUCUUUGGCGGCACCUGUGGUGAUAAGCAGUAAUUGCAGGUGUGUUUUUGGCUCAUACUUUCCAGAGACCGAACAGCGUCACCCUCUAUUAAAAGUUGAAUUAGUUUCUUUUCAUUUGGAUUUGCACUUGUUUCUGAAGUUUUGUAGUCUCAAGUCAUCGCUCUUUUCUCUGUUUGGUGAGUCACAAUAACCGUUUGCCUGCAACGCUUGCAGAGACCAGAAAAAAAACAGCCCGCCAUCUCGCAUACAAGUGAGUUGAAGAGCAAUUCAUUGCGUUAGCUCUGCCUACCCAAUCUAGUGGAGCAACCACUGCUUGGUGAUGGAAAAUGCGUCACUAACUGUGCGUAACUUGUGAUUUUUCUUGGGAACAUUGCCACAGACGCCCAGUUCGUAAUACUGCAAAUGCAGGGACUCUUCUCCGUGGGCAAUAUUGCAUAACCUUAUGUGGUCAUAGUGACUUAACAGAUAUUUCAUUCAUUCAUUCAUCUUCUAACCGCUUCAUCCUCUUGAGGGUCGCGGGGGGGCUGGAGCCUAUCCCAGCUGACAUCGGGCGAGAGGCAGCGUACACCCUGGACAGGUCGCCAGACUAUCACAGGGCUGACACAUAGAGACAGACAACCAUUCACACUCACAUUCACACCUAUGGACAAUUUAGAGUUAUCAAUUAACCUAGUCCCCAGUCUGCAUGUCUUUGGACUGUUGGAGGAAGCCGGAGCGCCUGGAGAGAACCCACGCUGACACGGGGAGAACAUGCAAACUCCACACAGAAGGGCUCCCACGCCCGAGAUCGAACCGGCAACCCUCUUACUGUGAGGCGAGAGUGCUAACCACCACACCACCGUGCCGCCCUUAACAGAUAUUUGUUUAAAUGAAAAUCUUAAAAGAAAAAUGUGGCCGACAUUAGGCGUCCAUAUUCCUUUGGCUUUCAGGCGCUUCUGUGUUAAGUCAGACACAUCAGGGCUUUCAAAAAAAUAUCCUCAGUCGCCAAUUACAAUGUUGAUGUUGACGUUAAUGCUGUUUACAGGUCGGAAGGUGUACCUCCGAUAUGACACGAAUGCGGCAUAACGGAAGCAACUAAACCACUUGAAAGCUGCAUUGGUAUAGUUCCUUUUAGAACCGUCGAAAGUCGUACCAACAUGUACCUCAUCCGUAGACGUGUCGGUGAAGAUACUCAGUCAUCUAGGUCAUGGUAAUCAUAAGUGCUAUAUUGUAGGCAACUGGACAGUCCGGAACUGAAGACGCUUUUUGGAUGAGAAGCAAAAUGUCUUCAAGAAACACAAGCAAGUCCAGUUGCCUACGAUGUAGCACUUACGCUUAUCCAUAGAGCUGUUUUGCUUUUCCACCACAGACAGACUCUCAAUGUAGGUGGGGUUGUUAUCAGAUUGUAGUAGCCACAUCGCUGCUCAUCCAGUUCUUACUGUAUUUUCUCUUUACUGAUGAUUCAGGGGAAUGUCUGAGCCUCAUUGUUGGUGCACAGAAUGUGGUUGCGAAACAUUUUCCAAACAAAAAGAACAGGCUGGAGUGUUUAGAGUACCAUCGAUUGAAUAUUUAAAAACACUGACAAUUCACUCGACCAUACAACAGACUGCAGUGUUUCUAGCUCCACCUUUUAGUGUCGGAUCAGUGUGCUCGGUACCUCGACAAAGGUGUCGUGUUGAUACUAUUCACAACAAUGGAAACGCAAAAAUAACUGUUCUAAUGUGUAACAAACUGAACUGAACCGAAUCAGACUGCUUGGUGGAAGCAAAAUGAGUGAGAUCCUAAGAAGAGGUCUAAUCAGGCAACGUGUAAACACCUGUGUAGGUUGACUAUGGGGGUGCAGGGGCUUUAACGGGUCCAGUAGCAGCCAAAACAGCCCUAUAAAACGUCUUCUUUUGACAGCAUGAGACGGGAUUGAACACGUACGCCUCCUUUAGGGUGUUUGCAAACACAUAUUUCCAGCAGAUGAACCCUCAGUGGUGAUCGGACCCCCUGACAUUUGGCGGCGGCCUGUAUAUGAAGUUGUUUUAUACAAACCCCACACACAGAUACACAGAAACAUUUCUUACCCUCCUCUCUCUGGUUUUAAGGCUACACUGUGAGAAUGAAUUGAUGUAACGUAUGAGAUGCUUUGAUUUUUGGAGAAACACCACUCAGAACGAUGUUUGGCACGGUGAUGAUGAUAAAGCACAUUUUAUUGUUGAAGUCAUUCAGAAAGCAAAAGUAAACAAACUGCACAUUAGAAUGAAACCCUCCAUGUGUCUAUAAGUUCAGACGACUUCCUGUUGGUGACGCUGGUGGGAUGAAUCCUUCAAUGAUGCCCAUUGUUGUGUAUGUAUGUGAAUACAUAAACAAGGUGUGUAUAAGCAGCUGUACAGGUUUGAUACACACACACACACAGACACACAGAUGAAAUGCAUUGCUGUUGUUACUACAACUGAAGCUAACACGCUAUUCUGCUUGUGAAUUAAGCUCGCAGCACACCGUCCUCCCACAUACUGUAUGUGUCUAGCUACAAACUGUACUUGUCGUAGUGAUAUGCAGAGCGUGUAGACAAAGCGACACACACACACACACACACACACACACACACACAUCAAUGCAUGUCUGCUGGGGAACUGAGAUUGAUUUCUUUCUAGUGGAGACAUUUUUUCAAAAGAAUGUUUGGUCCAAACUUUCU